Messenger RNA from Amoebophrya sp. A25, 1421 nucleotides. The record is from the annotation of a GenBank genome assembly. Lineage: Eukaryota; Dinophyceae; Syndiniales; Amoebophryaceae.
GGUGGAUGCUCAUGAUGAAGUUCUAGAUGCUGAGCAUGAUGAGGCACUAGAGGUCUCUGAAGAUGAGCAACAUUCUGAUAUUCAAGGCGUCUUUGGUGGAGGAGAAGAGGUCAGUGACCACGAUGAGCACGAAUUACAACAUAGCGAAGAUGAGUACCAGCCUUCAUCUGAAGAUGAUGACGAUCAGAUUGAAGUUGGUAAUGUUUUGCAGGGAGCCGCCGACUCUGAAGAACAUGAUAACUCGAGUGCGGGAGAAUCUCAGACUGCUCAGCAAGAUGAAGAACAACUGCGUGACUUUUCAGCAGAUGAUCAUGAGGAGCAAGAAUCAAUAUCAAGUCCUGCUAGUGCUGGUGGAGGUGGUGUACAAGAAGCUGAAGUAGAUCUUCAACAUUCAUCGGCAGAUGAGCAAGAGUCACAGCCUUUGUACGAUGAAAUCCAACAUUCUUCUGAUGAAGAGGAUGUUUCUAACCAAAAAGACGACGUCUCUGAAGAUUCCUUUGUUGAAGAAGAAGUUGUUUUAGGUAGUCAGGACGAGGGAGGUGUGUCUUCUGAGGGAGAAGAUGACGACGGCCUACAACAGGGGAUCACACCUCCAGCUGCGUCUCCUGGCGCGAACGAGAUGGCACGAAACACGCGUGAUAAACACAACAUGUUGUACUAUGGGGAACAAGGACACGGUAGUGCCCCUGGGAUGCGAGCCGUAACAUCAACAAGUGGUACUAGCAGCACGUUUUAUUCGUAUCAGGUUGCAUCUGGUCAUACAAAGAGUAGCGGAUCUAGCAGAUCUCCAGUUGGAGCAGUAAACAAGAAGAAGGAAAGUGCUCAUCCUAGAAGACAGACACAAAGAACACGAGAACAAGCAUCCUCACCGCCUGGCUCGGUUGUUUGGGGGGCAUCUUCUCCCUCGUCCUCCUCUCACGACGACGCAUUAGACAAACACCAUGUGCAGCCACACGUAGCAGCAUCAGCUUUGACUUCAUUUAGAGGUACAGCUCACCUCCAAGAUGACCACCACCAAGUGAGGAAUAGAAAGAAGGUUCUUCUUUCAGCUUUGAACGGGAGAUUAAACCUGAAAUCGCGUAGACAGGGUCAGGAGGGGGAUGGGAACAAUGCUAGCAGGGAAGCUGACGGAACAAGUACAAAUCUCAAUCCGCUUCAACAUCCUCAUCCACAUCAUAGACGACUUGGCGCAACACCUACAAGUACAGGAGUAGACCCACGCUUGGCUUCCAUUAAACAUCCGACUCUCCGAAAAGUAUUAGCGGCCGCACAACGUAGUGAUAAAAUGAGAAGAGCAGGGAUGGAAUAACUAGCAAGAACUACUAAACAUACUAGGACUUCCAAUUAUCAAGAAGUAGGGGUUGUAACGCUAACGGUGAGAAAUUUGGUUGCGUGAAAGGCUUUUCGUUUCCAGAAAUGAG